Molecule: messenger RNA, 1825 nt
Organism: Myotis daubentonii (Daubenton's bat)
Lineage: Eukaryota; Metazoa; Chordata; Mammalia; Chiroptera; Vespertilionidae
Gene: HYKK
Product: hydroxylysine kinase
Molecular function (GO): amino acid kinase activity
Source: RefSeq, a predicted model, not a curated record
GAGCUGGGGCGGGCCGAGUGCUGCAGGUCAGUCGCUGCCACGCCGCGCGAGACUUGACCGCGCGAGACCUCGCAGCGCGACCGUCCGCCCUCACCCCGGGCUGCUGGGCAGCGGACGCCGCCUCGGACCGCGGGUCGUGCACGCUUGUGUCCCCCCGACAUAAUGUCAAGUGGAGAUGACCGGCAGUCGCAGGCUCUGGCCAAACCCGCGCUCAGCAAGGCGCAGGCCUGUGCCGUGGUGGAGUCCGAGUUCGGGUUCCAGGUGUCCGAGAUCCAGCCACUCCCGAGCUACGACGACCAGAACUUCCGCGUGCGCGUCUCAAGGCCCGGGGACGCUGCGGGUGGCCCGACGGAGUACGUCCUCAAAAUCAGCAACACCGAGUCCAGCAAGAGCCCCGACCUGAUCGAGGUGCAGAGUCACGUCGCCAUGUUCCUGUACGAGGCGGGGUUCCCUACGGCCUCUGUGUGUCGCACCCGAGACGGCGGCGUCACCUCGCUCGUGUCCGUGGACAGCGGUUCCCAAACCAAGAGCCACUUGGUGAGGCUGCUGACGUACCUCCCAGGGCGGCCCGUCGCGGAGGUGCCUGUCGGCCCCCGGCUGCUGUAUGAGAUCGGGAGGCUGGCCGCCACCUUGGAUAAGACGCUGGAGGAGUUCCAUCACCCAAAGUUAAGAUGUCUUCGCCGGGAGGACUUCAUCUGGAACCUGAGAAACGUCCCUCUUCUGGAGAAAUACCUGAGCGCCUUGGGCCAGGAUCGGAACCGGGAGAUUGUGGAAGAGGUCAUCCGGCUCUUCAAGGACGAAGUCACGCCCAAGUUAAGUCAUUUCCGAGAGUGUGUCAAUCACGGCGACCUCAACGACCACAACAUUUUAGUGGAGUCCGGCGAGCCCGCCUCCGGGGAUGCCGCCUUUCGCGUGUCCGGGAUCUUGGACUUUGACGACAUGAGCUGUGGCUACUACGUGUUUGAGGUGGCGAUCGCCAUCAUGUACAUGAUGAUUGAGAGCCGGGACCCGAUGGGGGUCGGCGGCCACGUCCUCGCGGGGUUCGAGAGCGUCAUCCCGCUGACGCCGGCGGAGCGGGGCGCCCUGUUCCUGCUGGUGUGCGGGCGUUUCUGCCAGUCGCUGGUCAUGGCCGCGCACUCCUGCCGGCUGCACCCGGAGAACGCCGAGUACCUCAUGAUCACGGCGAAGACGGGGUGGAAGCACCUGCAGCAGAUGUUUGCCAUGGGCCGGAGAGCGGUCGAAGACCUCUGGUUCGGCACGGCCAGGUCCUACGGGUCCGGGGUCCCCGUGUGAGUGCGUAAACGUUCACACCACCCUGGGUGGUUAACCCAAUGGGACCCAGUCGCAGUCGACGAGGGAUUUUCCUGCGCAGUUAAAAGUGAGUCCAUGGAGCCCUAACCGGUUUGGGUCAGUGGAUAGAGCAUUGGCCUGGGGGCUGAAGGGUCCCAGGUUCGAUUCCGGUCAAGGGCACAUGCCUGGGUUAUGGGCUCGAUUCCCAGUGGGGGGGCGUGCAGGAGGCAGCUGAUCUAUGAUUCUCUCUCAUCAUGGAUGUUUCUCUCCCUCUCCCUCUCCCUUCCUCUCUGAAAUCAAUGAGAUAUAUUUAAAAAAAAAAAAAAAAGUGAAUCGAUGGAACGGGUCCGUGCGUGUGAAGCCACCGAGGUCUUCAAUCUCAUGAUGAUAUUUUAAACUAAGAAACACAUGAACAGUCAUGUUUUCCUGUUGGUCUCCCGUGCCCUGUCCAUGAAACACACAAUGAUAUUUCGAAUCAGAUAGUCUCUCACCGUCUCUUCCAGACCUGGUCAGCCUUCCAGCCUCAACCACCCCC